Molecule: messenger RNA, 2067 nt
Organism: Hypoxylon fragiforme
Lineage: Eukaryota; Fungi; Ascomycota; Sordariomycetes; Xylariales; Hypoxylaceae
Exons: 5
Coding region: 1-2067 (688 amino acids)
Source: RefSeq, a predicted model, not a curated record
AUGCGAGGGCUAUUUCUGAGCGACGAGGAGCUGGGCAAGAAAGAUGACGACCAUAACAAGGCUUCUAAGAAUGGCGCCGGCGGUGGUGGAGGUGGCAGCGGUAUCCUGCAUCCAAACUGGCACCCCACCAGAAUUCAUCCGCGACGAUCCCUCAAGCGUAUAGCUAUUGUGUUGUUCGUCGCGACGCUCGUCAUAGUCUUCUUUAAGAAUAUCCCCGUCCUCGGUCCUAAUGUGCGCAUGCGCCGCCCUCACUAUACAUAUACAGAUCUCGAAAGUUCCAAUGCUCCUAGGCGCCCCGCCUACGGGCGACCGCAGUUAUCUCCCUCCAAACCAAACUCUCGGCCGCCGACCGAGCGCAUAUUUAAUGGACCCGUUAGAUUCCUUGAUCUAGCCCCGACGCUGCAUGCCAUCACUGGCACAAGAGGAAGCAUGUUGAACAAUAGGAAUAUUCUUUUCGCAGCAUCUAGUCUCAAGAGCGCGGCCAUGCUAUUACCGAUCGCCUGCCAGAUGGGAAGCGAGUUGAAGAGCUACGUGCACUUUGCGCUAAUGAGUCGGAGUGACAUUGAUAUGCGGGAGCUGCGCAAGGUUAACGGCAUAGACGAUUCAUGCCAGCUUAUAUUCCAUGAUGCGCGGCCUGACUAUGCUCAGGUAUCAACCGACGAUCGGAUGGAAAAUGCUGUGUUUCGUGCAUUUCACCAUAUUUUCAACUACAUGCAUCCUCAGGCUAUUUUGAUAGAUGGUUCAAUAGAUGAGGAAACAUUCUUCAUACGAGGCGCACAGCAGCACGCAAAUGUGAAGAAAACUACCUUGAUUGAGCUACCGCGCAAAGCUGCCAAACGGCUUGCGUGGCUGGCGAAAUUGGACAGUCAAGCCUUGCACAUGUGGAAUAAAAACCACAUUGACAUACUAAUUCGGGCCGUUCCGGGGUCUUCGGGAAGCUUGAUCAGACUUCUCAGAUCCCUCAGUGCCGCAGAUUAUACCUCGAGCGCAGUUCCUCAUCUGACCAUCGAACUGCCGCAUGAUAUAGAUCCUCCAACUAAACGCUUUCUUGAAACAUUCAUGUGGCCACCGGCCCAUACAAAUAAUCCUGCCAAUACGCGACUUCUUUCCCUAAGGCAUCGUAUUCCUCGUCAGAAAGUGGGCGAAGAGGAGAGCUCUAUCCAAUUCCUUGAGUCGUUCUGGCCAGCCGAGCCGCAGCACUCUCACGUAUUGGUUCUUUCUCCACAAGUCGAGCUAUCAUCUGACUUCUUCCACUACCUUAUAUACUCGCUUCUGGAAUAUAAAUAUUCUGCUGUCGCUACCCAUCAACGCUGGGGUCGUCAUCUUUUUGGCAUCAGUCUCGAGCAGCCCCUCAAGAAGCUAGACGGAAAACAGGAGUUAUCUGCGCCUUCGUUGCUGAAGAGCUCCGGUGCUGGUGAGGCGUCAGAUGAAGAGAUUUCGACUUCGUUCCUUUGGCAAGCCCCUUCCAGCAGUGCCGUACUUUUCCUGGGCGAGAAAUGGAUGGAACUCCACGACUUCGUCUCCAGAUCUCUGGAAGCUAAGCGAGAGUUUGACGAGGUUCCAACACUGUUGUCUGAGAAGAUUGUGAGCACGCAACAUCCAUCUUGGCUUGAACACGCCUUGAGAUUAGCCCGAGUGCGAGGUUACUGGAUGUUGUACCCUGGCAGUGACACGGCUCAGAAUUUGGCAACGGUCCAUAGCGAGCUAAGUCAUAUACCAGAGGAGUAUGCCAACCAAGAAGGCUCUAAGGUGACAUUGGCGGAAGAUGCGAGCGAGGAAGAAAUCGAGAACGUGAGACAGAAAAUCCGGGCCGGGUCAGAGAUUACCCUCGCUCCAGUAUCGUUGCUGGAUAGUCUCCCUCACGAGGGAAAUCUCCGCCCCUUUGGAGACCUUCCUAUACUGACAUGGGAUGGGCAGUCGGCGGAUUUUGAAGAGCUAAACUCGUUGGCUGCCACGUACGCAACAGAGUUUAGGGAGAAGGUUGGCCGAUGUACUGUCGACUCUGCCGAGGUGUCGAAAAAGCAGGAGGGUCCGACGACGGAGGAUCUGUUCUGCACCACAGACUGA